Molecule: messenger RNA, 1014 nt
Organism: Sesamum indicum (sesame)
Lineage: Eukaryota; Viridiplantae; Streptophyta; Magnoliopsida; Lamiales; Pedaliaceae
Source: RefSeq, a predicted model, not a curated record
AACCCUCUCUCCACUCUCACUCUUGCACUUCUUCACUUCUAAUACGCACACACAACACACACUAGAGAAAAGGCAGAACCUUCUUCCAAUCUAGUCGAAAGAACCCUCGUUUGAGUUCUCUGGUGGUCUCGAACGCAGAAGAAAUAGGGGGGAGGAAGAAUUUUGCUCCAUUUUCCUUCUUUGAGGUUCUUUUCUUUUCUUCUUUUUUUUGUUGAGGAAAAAUGCCAAUCAAGAGUGAAUCAGGGACGCCUCCGCCGAGGAUCGGGAAGAUCGGACCUUACACCGUGUUUGUGACGCCUCCGGCGACGCCAAGUCCCAGUCCCAGCCCCAAGCCCGAAUCUCCUAGGACACCGGCCCCUCCCCCAGUUAUGGCCCCGCCCGCGCAGUUCUACAAAGAGAAGCCUUCUUCUUUUGCCUUCUUCUGGAACACGGUUGCCAAGGUUCAGAAUGCGCACGCGAGUUUGGACGAGCAUGUGGCACAUUGGUUUGGCUUGAAUCAAUCAAAAUAUCAGUGGGCAUUGGAUGAUUACUAUGAGAGCAAUGGAAAGAAUCAGACAGAGGCAAAACCACAGGUUAAACCCAGCAAAAUACAGAAUGUGUAACAUUUAUGAGCAGAUUUUACUUCAUGGAGGAUAACUGCAGAAAGUCUUUUCUGGUAUUCCCUCCUAAAUCUUGAAAUAUCAAACGACAGAAUGUCAUACAGUUCCAAGGGAAAUUACUCCUCGUGUUAUAUAGUCUACAUUUUCCUGCUGUUCUGAUGAUAUCGUAUCUAACCCAUUGAACGAUAUCGUGUAGCCCCUCUAAUCUCCUCCUCUUUUUCACCAGUUUAGCUUUUUGUUAAUAUCUGCAGCUGAGCAAACUUUAAAGAGCUGCACCCUGCAUCUUUGGACGAUUCAAAUGCUAUUUUCAUGUCUGUACUAAUAUUUGAUGUAAGAUUAACAAUAUUUUGCAAUAUGUAAUUCCUGAUGUGAUAUCAAGUGCCUAUUCUUUUGCCGUCCUAAAUGGCAUGCCUAA